UUGUGAGUGAAGAGGGAGUUCCCAAAGUUUGUAUCGGAUGCAACACUCGCGUGUGGUGGAGCUCAGCAGCAGAGGUAGCCUUGACUGUUACAAAACAAGGGAAGAAAUGGGUUAAAAACUUGAAAGUGGGGAUGAGAAAAGGGAGAUCCAGGAGGACAAACAUGAGCAGAGGGCGACUCACCCCGCGAUUGUUGCUUCGUUUGGGUAUUCUGCUCACAGCUGUCUGCUUGUGUAUUUACGUUUACCUGGAGACGGGUUGGAAGGCCUCCCUUGCAUCCUCGGAUUUGGGAACCCAAUUUGUUCAAAAUUGGGGUCAGUUAAAAAUAAACUUGGCCUCUGCAGAGGUAGAAGAGCGAGAGGAAAGCUGGGAAAUCUCCUACAUUCACAUUCAGGACAGUGAACCCACUCUGCACAAAAAGGCUCCGCGGUGGCACAUAGAUCUGCAGCCGUGGGCCGGACCGAAACCUUCCCUGGAAGAUGAAGCUAAAAGGUUCCUCAGUUACAUCACAACCCCACAAGUGUCAUGUACCUCAUUAUCCAGCAAGAGAACUGCCUGGAAAGGCUCAUCUAAGAGCUGGGCAGUUUGCCUGGAUCCCAAAUAUAGCCUGAUACAAAAGACAAAAAGCAAAAGCUGCCGGGUCUACUCUUUUGGGCUGGGAGUGAGUGACUGGUCGCUGGAGCGUUUUCUUGGGAGAUCCGGGUGUCAGGUCCACUGCUUCGAUCCCAGCCUGAAGCAGCUCCACCAGCAGGAAGCUGAAAUGUGGCUCCACCGUCUCUCUGUGGACUGGAGGGAUCCCAACCCUGCUGCUGUGGUACAGAAUCAGCAUGCAAACAGCAAGAAACUAGCUACCAUCCUCAAUGACUUUGGGCACAGAAAGGUGGAUGUGCUAAAAGUAGACAUGGAAAGUGCAGAAUGGAAGAUUCUGGAGAACUUAGUGCUAGAAGGAGUUCUGGACUCGGUGGGUCAGCUGCUGUUGGAGAUUCAUCUGCACUGGGCCGGGUUUGAGGUGGGCGGCGAUGACCCGUCUGUGGUGCGGUACUGGUUCAGCCUUCUCAAGGAACUUGAAGAUGCUGGUUUCCAUCUUUUUCACACGCACACGAAUCCAUCCAAGCCCUAUCUGUUUCUGCAUAAAAACAUCCUAAACGCCAGCAGCGCUUACAUCCUGAGCUGGGGGAAGUGGAAGCCUUCAGAGGUUCAAAGUUCAGAUGAACCAAAAAGUGAAUGAAUGUGACUUUAGAAGACUGCUCGGGCCUCUGACGGACUGGUGUUGCAGGCUGGAAUCAUUCCCUCCAGAAGCUGCUUCUGCUGGAUUAGUGGCUGCAGGUCAGCUUGAUUCCGUCAACAAGCGCCAUGUGAUGCGAUGCAGAGAUUUAGACACAAGUGGAUGUAAAAGUUGGAAAAAGAAGUGUAACUCAGGUAGCAGCUGCAAAUAUUCAGGUUAAAAACUGCUUUUUAGAUACAUUUAUCUUCUCAUGCGAUUUGAUAGAAGAGAAAAAUGGCUACUGCAGCUUUUUCCUGGCGGGCAUGCAGCUGUAAAAUGACAGUUUUUUCAUAUUGACCAUUUUUCACUCAUUUUUAUUUUGGCUUUGUGACUUUUGUGUCCAUUUCUUUUAGGAAUAUAUAUUUUCUGAGUUAGGGAUGAGCAUAAAGAAGCUAAUUUCCUCUUAAAACUUUAGAACAUUUUGAAAGUUUUUUUUAAUCAAAUUUCCUUUUAUCGCUUUAGAAAAUUUGAUCACAAACUGUCAAAGUAUUUAUGAUGGGAGUUUUUCAUAUUUAUGAGUAAUAAAACACUAAUUCAUGUUCAAAGCA
Molecule: messenger RNA, 1810 nt
Organism: Oryzias latipes (Japanese medaka)
Lineage: Eukaryota; Metazoa; Chordata; Actinopteri; Beloniformes; Adrianichthyidae
Gene: mettl24
Product: methyltransferase like 24
Source: RefSeq, a predicted model, not a curated record